AUGGAACCGAGCCGAGCCCGCCAUGGCAGAUGCGAGCCCAUCCCAACAAACUGCACAGGAGACGGCUUCUCGGAAGCGGAAGAGAGUUCCAAUUGCGUGUGGGUCUUGCAGAGCACGCAAAUCAAGAGUGAGUCUGUUGUCCGCCCCCGCAUGUCUUGUCCGGACAGUCGAUCGCGGCGUAUGAUGCGUGAGCUGAUCAAGUACGUGAGACAGUGCGAUGGGCUGAGACCGAGGUGUUCAGCAUGUGCCAAUCAGGAUCUCGAGUGCGUAUAUGCGUCUAUUGUUGGGGACAACACUCAGGUGCCUAAGAUUUUUCUGGAUCUCGUUGAGUCGCGUCUGGCAUCUGUGGAGAGCGAUCUCCAUGAGCUCAAAUCUCAAUUCGCUGCAAUGAACACCAACGGCGUACCUAGACAGGAGCUCAAUUAUACUCCAUCUGCACAGGCCAACAACGGCGGAUCCGAGUCCCUGUCAUCAGAGGCUCAUGACGGUGACCUGGACCAAGAAAGGUCACCUGAUGGAACUGACGGGGUCGGUACGAUUGAAUUCACGGACGGAGAGAGCUGGGAAUAUUUCGGCCCGUCAUCGAACAUAGCAUUUACACGCAUCAUCCGACGAGCGUUAGCCCUAGUACUCAACUUAAAGGAAUCACAAGAGUCCCUGCCACCAGCAACUUCCCAGCCUCGAAUGUAUAAAAACACCCUGACUGUUUCUCGACCGCAAUCUCCUCCAAAGAAAGGUGCUACCUCUCGGGCCUCAAGCAGAGUCGACGCGAGCCUUCUUCCCAAAGAAGAAUACAUGUCAAGUCUUGUUCGGCAAUUUUUCAGCGACACCGGGAUGUUAUUCCCCUACAUCAACGAGCAGAGGUUCUGGGCGACAUACUCGAAACUCCAGAAGCUUGGGCCAACGAGUGUUCGGAAGUCGUGGCUAGGGCUAUUGAACAUGAUAAUGGCUAUGGCAACUAGCACUCGGGCUCGCAGCGACGUUGACAUGGAACAGCGCUAUUCACAGUCUGAGGUUUAUUUCAAUCGAGCCAGAACUCUGUGUCUGGAUGGCAUGAACCCCGAAGCUAGUCUCGAGGCCGUGCAGGUAAUGAUUCUCAUCACGCAGUACCUACAAGGAACACAGCGUUCCAUCAAAACGUGGGCAAUUCAUGGACUAGCUGUGAAGAUGGCCUUUCAACUUGGUCUUCAGUCAGAGCAGGUGCUCGACAGGUUUGACCCUCUUGAAAGGGAAACUAGGAUUCGGACGUGGUACGGCUGUGCUGCCUUGGACCGAUCUCUCAGUGUGACGUUUGGACGACCGCCCAGCAUUCCCGAAGCUUUUAUUCGGGUCCGAAUGCCUUGUCAUUAUAUCGAGUCCCAGGCACAGAAUACAGCUCCCUUAGUUUGGGGCGCAGAAGAGCGGACCACCAUCUUUUGGAACGCUACAAUGGGUUUGUAUAAAAUCAGCGCCGUUAUCAUCCAAGAUCUCUACGGAAGUAACAUCGGUGUAAAAGACGCCUCUGAAGUGGAAGAUAUUGCCUCUACCAUCAUCCAGGUAGAGCGCCAGCUUACUAACUGGCAGAUGUCACUGCCCGACAGCAUGAAGCUUGUGGCGAUACAAGACCUUCAGGCUGCAGAAGGCAACGUCUUGCACUGGAAGUUCCGAGUAAUUCUGUCUUUGCGAUAUCACAGUAUACACAUCCUAUGUCAUCGACCGAUCCUGAAACAUUAUAUGGAACUCAUAGACGAUCAGAAAAACUCCUCUGGUGCAACUCUGCAGCAUAUCGGCCAACUAAGCAAGACAGCCUGCUUGAAUUCAGCCCGGGCAAUCAUUGGGCUUGUGAGCACCUGCACCGCUUCCUCUGGUGAUGACGGGGGUUCGGCGUACCUCGGGGCGUGGUGGUUCACUCUUUACUAUACAUUCAAUGCAGCCCUCACAAUAGCAGCCAUCAUUCUCACACAACACGUCUCAGCAUCGCAAUAUUCACAAGGUCAAAACUUGGAAGAGACAGCAUCUCUCGAUAGGGAUCUCGAAAGGGCCAUUCAAGCCAUGGUACGAAUUGACUCCCGCAACGCAAUUUUGAACAAAUGUGUCAAGUUUACAACUACUCUUCGGCAUCUACUACAGGGUCUACAGUCGAACUCCCUCGAAGACUCUAUUGGCGUCUCGGGCGUAGCGGUAGGACAAGAGUCCAUGACUAACAUGGAUAGCGACUUGAGUUACCACAAUGGAUCGCUUAGUUCCAUGAUGAACGACUUUUUCUCGUCAACCUUUGACUUUCACGACACGGCUACCCACUCUGGGGAUCUUCUCAUGUCACCGAAUUUCUUGUACAACUUUAGCCAAAGAGACGAGCCUUGGCAACUAUGA
Clonostachys byssicola is the source of this 2352-nucleotide messenger RNA. Lineage: Eukaryota; Fungi; Ascomycota; Sordariomycetes; Hypocreales; Bionectriaceae. The record is from the annotation of a GenBank genome assembly.